AUGUUUAAAAUUGCCAUUCUUUUAUUGCUCUUAAAUCAAGUUUGGGCAACUAAAACUUUAAGUACAACUGAUAUUUCUACGUCAACAGUUUGUCCAUGUUCAGCAGCCCGGUGUACUGAAUGUGAACAAAACACUUCUGGUGGUACUGUUACUCAGUCUGCAUCAACGGUCACCAUAACUACUAAUGAUAUCGAAUCAGCAUCUACUAUUACCAAGGACAUUACGACUACUACUAAUAUUACUGCAUCUGGUUCUACAAUUACCGAGGUUUCAACUGUCACCGUUACCGCCAGCGACACAGUGUCUGCCUUGACCGUUACUGCAAAUGGUACCACUCAGGAUGCUUCAACUGUCACCAUUACUGCUAGUGGUACUGCUCCCGCGGUUCCUGCAUCCACAAUUACUAAAGAGGCAUCAACAGUUACUGUAACCGCCAAUAGUACUGUCCCCGCUUUUCAUCAAGAAGCAUCAACAGUUACCAUUACUGCUAAUGAAACGGCACAUCCUUCAACUGUAACGGUAACCACUAAUUGCACAGCCUCUACAAUAAGUCAAGAUGCCUCCACAGUAACAUUGACGGCUAAUAGCACAGCUCCCGCUUCUACGCUAGAUGCAUCCACCGUUACUGUGACAACGAACGUUACGGGACCACCUUCGACGAUUACCGUUACCGCUAGCGGCUCUUUGACUAUUCAUGUUUCUGAAGCUCCGUCUACAGUGGUUGUGACUGCCAAUGGUACAGCAUCUGCUUUCACUGUUACUGAAACCUCCACUGUAACAGGCACACAUACUGUUCCCAGUAGUAAUGCAACUUCCACAAUAGCUGCAGCAUUUCAAGGGCCCACUCCGUCGACUGUGUUCCAAACUUCUACAAUGACAGUUGAUGGUACAUUUGCUAGGUCAACGCCCACUGCAGCAACACCGGCACCAUAUACGGUCACUAAAACUAUAACAGCACCAUGCACUGCCUCUGCAGGUUCUGUGAUCAGUGAAUUAGCUACAACUACAACUACAGAAGUUUCUAAAGAUUCUUCAUUGGCUGCUACAUCGCAUAUGACCCCUUCAUCAGGCUCAACCGCGCCUUCUGCACCUCCCAUCGCUUCUUACUCAGCUGCAGCCCAAAUAAAUCGUUUCCCAAUGCUACUUGGAAUUUUACCAAUGAUAGCAGUAUUGUAA
Zygosaccharomyces rouxii is the source of this 1176-nucleotide messenger RNA. RefSeq lists its product as uncharacterized. The transcript has a single exon. The record is from RefSeq and is a predicted model, not a curated record. The coding region runs from base 1 to 1176 and encodes 391 amino acids. Lineage: Eukaryota; Fungi; Ascomycota; Saccharomycetes; Saccharomycetales; Saccharomycetaceae.